Molecule: messenger RNA, 1103 nt
Organism: Syzygium oleosum
Lineage: Eukaryota; Viridiplantae; Streptophyta; Magnoliopsida; Myrtales; Myrtaceae
Exons: 7
Coding region: 1-1050 (349 amino acids)
Biological process (GO): translation
Cellular component (GO): ribosome
Molecular function (GO): structural constituent of ribosome
Source: RefSeq, a predicted model, not a curated record
AUGGGCAAGGCGGCCUCGCCGGAUCUGGCGAGAGCCUUCGCCGCCGUAGGCAAGGCGGCUUCGCCGGAUCUAGCUAAAGCCUUCGCCGCAGCGCCUGCGGCCGAUGAGGCCAUGAUGGCCUUGCCGAGAGCGUUUGCGGUCGCAGGCGAGGCGACCUCGCCGGAUUUGGCGAGAGCCUUCGUGGCCGCAGAUGAGGAGGAGGUGACGGUUCCCGACGAAGUUAGGGACAUGGCGGCAUUGUCGAUUUCCAGGAGGGUGUUGCGGUCGCUCGGGCCGUUGGGCCAGUGGAGGCAUGUCGGCUCGGACGGUGCUUUUUUCUUUGGUCGUCGAAGGCUAUCAACCUCAAUACUGACUCCUAAUGGUGAAGCUGACUUCCCUUCUGACUUAUUGUCCAAGAAGGAAGUAAUCGUGUCUGAUCGCGAGAUAGGACUUUACCAGGACCUUGUAAUUCCAGUGACGAACUUUCUUGGUGAAGAUAAGGGCUUGAUGGUCUUAGCUGGAGAUGUUUUUGAUGUACCUAUAAGAAAAGAUAUUAUUCAUCGUGUUGUGAGAUGGCAGCUUGCAAAACGACAACAGGGUACGCAUUCAACUAAAACAAUUAGUGAGGUCAGUGGAACAGGCAAAAAACCAUGGCGACAGAAGGGCACUGGUCGAGCAAGGCAUGGUUCUAGGCGUGGGCCCCACUUUAGAGGUGGUGCUACAAUGCAUGACCCAAAGCCACGAAGCCAUGCCAUUAAGAUCAAUAAAAAGGUUAGGCGCCUGGGGCUGAAGAUAGCUCUCUCUGCACGGGCGGGGGAAGGAAAGCUUCUGGUAUUUGACGAUGUGGAGAUCCCAACACACAAGACAAAGAACAUUGUAAACUAUGUCGAGCAAAUGGAGAACACUAAGAAAAUUCUGGUUGUGGAUGGUGGUCCCAUCAAUGAGAAGCUGAAAUUGGCUACGCAGAAUCAACACUAUGUCAACGUGUUACCCUCUAUAGUAAGUUUACCUUCUGGUUUUAGAUUUUGCAUUGUUGAAAUUGAUUUAGGUAGGCUUGAUAUUGCAUACUAGAAUGUUUUCUUACACUGUGUUUGGGUCUGAGAAUGCAUGAAUUUUAACGAGAA